Messenger RNA from Salvia hispanica, 3069 nucleotides. RefSeq lists its product as uncharacterized. Gene Ontology annotation, molecular function: protein kinase activity; ATP binding; protein binding. The record is from RefSeq and is a predicted model, not a curated record. Gene Ontology annotation, biological process: protein phosphorylation. Lineage: Eukaryota; Viridiplantae; Streptophyta; Magnoliopsida; Lamiales; Lamiaceae.
AUGAAUGCCUUGUUUGCUGCUAAUUCUAUGAUCAUUGUGAGCAUCUGCUCAUUGUUGAUCAAUAAUGCAGUUGCAUCUAAUGCUUCAAAUUCGAGUAGAGAAUUGAAGGCGUUGAUGGAUUUUGGAUGGCCUUAUAUCAACUCCUCAGCUCAUCAGUGCCACUGGAAAGGCAUUACUUGUGAUGAUGAUGGCCGCGUUGCAGAGAUAAGCCUGCAAACUGAUGUAGGAUGCGAUGAUGAAUCUCAGUGUCACGAUCUUCGCCAUCUUGAUCCGCUUGUUUUCACAUCACUGACUAGCAUUCAUCUCAGCUCAUGCGGUCUCUAUGGAGUUAUCCCACCACAAAUAGGUUACCUCUCCAACCUAACUUAUCUCAAUUUGUCGAAUAAUGCACUCGAAAAUUGUCUGCCUUAUUCCUUAGCGAAUCUGACUGAGUUACAUGUGCUUGACAUUUCUGAUAACAAUUGCUAUUAUGAUUCCAUUCCCCCUUCCAUAGGAUGCUUAUCUAAGCUUACUCAUCUCAAUUUGUCUCAUAAUUUUCUUGAAUCUAAGCUUCCUAUUUCAUUGGCAAAUCUGAGUGAUUUACACGUGCUCGACUUCUCUCAUAACUAUUACCUCAUUUAUGGUGUCAUUCCACCAAACAUAGGAAGCUUAUCCAAGCUAACUUAUCUUGAUUUGUCUCAUAAUCAACUCCACGGUCAGUUACCUCUUUCAUUGGCAAACCUCAGUGGGUUAAAUGUACUCAACAUUUCUCUCAAUGAUUUUUCCAGGGUCAUCCCAUUUGAGAUAGGAAACUUAUCAGAACUAACUCAUCUCGAUUUGUCUCACAAUCGACUUGAAGGUGAGUUGCCGUCAAAUCUCAUCAAACUGAAUGUGCUUGACAUUUCUUACAACAAUUUUUCUGGUGUCAUUCCUGAGAUUGGAAGCUUGUCCGAACUAAGUUGUCUCAACUUGUCUCACAAUAGACUCAAGGGUGAGUUGCCUCUUUCACUUCCAAACCUCACUAAAUUGGAGAUGCUUGACAUUUCUCACAAUUUCUUUUCUGGUGUCAUUCCACCUGAGAUAGGAACCUUAUUAAAACUAACUUAUCUCGAUUUGUCUAACAAUCGGCUCAAGGGUGAGUUGCCUCUUUCACUUCCAAAUCUCACUAAAUUACAAGUUCUUGACAUAUCUUCUAAUGACUUUUCCGGUGCCAUUCCACCUGAGAUAGGAUGCUUAGCGAGACUAACUUAUCUCAAUAUGUCUCAAAAUCGACUCUACAGUGAGUUGCCUAUUUCAGUGGCAAAUCUCACUGAAUUGGAGGUACUUGAAAUUUUUCAAAACUUCAUUCAUGGUGCCAUUCCCUCUGGAAUAGGAAACCUCAAGCAGUUGGUUGUUCUUGAUUUGAGGAACAAUAGCAUCACUGGCUCUCUUCCCUCAACUAUCACCCAAUUACCAAUGCUACAAUUCUUGAAAUUGGAAAUCAAUAGGUUGGAAGGUGGUUUUUUAGCAGGGAUAGUAAAUCUGCCUGCAGUCAUAAUGAUAAAUCUAAGCAAGAAUUCAAUCAAAGAACAGAUACCUUUUCACAUUGGAGAUGUUGCUUCUGUAAAUUUACAGAAUAUUGAUCUUUCUUGGAACAAUCUUUCUGGUGGAGUCCCUCAAUCUGUAAUAUAUUUGAAUGAUAUCAAUUUGGCUUACAAUAAUUUGGAGGGACAGAUUCCGCUCACUGUCUUGCAUAAGUUUCCGAGAAAAUCAUUCAUUGGCAAUCCCAAGUUACAUGUUCCAAAUGGAUCCAUGCCGGGAGCUCCAACUGGGAUGGAGAAAGAAAAACAUUGGAACAAUUCAGUUGUAAUAUAUGCUGUGGUAAUUGGUUGUGUGUUUCUGCUUUCAAGUUUCUUAGGAGUCCUUUUCUUUGGAAAGAAAUCAGCAUCAACCACGCCUGACAAAGGACAUGGUGACAUAUUUAAGAUAUGGAACUUUGAUGGCAACAUCGCCUAUCAAGACAUCAUUGCAGCAACAGCAGACUUUGACUUGAGAUACUGCAUCGGAACUGGUAGAUAUGGGAGCGUCUACAGAGCUCUACUGCCCACCGGAAGAGUUGUUGCUGUGAAAAAACUUCACAGAUUUGAAGGAGAUAAUCCUACUUUUGACUCCUCUUUUAGGAAUGAAGCAGAGGUUCUCUCUCAGAUUCGCCAUCGUCAUAUUGUCAAGCUUUUUGGCUUUUGUCUGCACCAACGGAGCAUGUUUCUCAUCUACAACUACAUGGAAAGAGGAAGCCUCUUUAGCUUGUUGAAGUAUGAUGAAGAAGCCGUGGAGCUGAACUGGAAGAACAGGUUAAAUGUGGUGAAGGGCAUUGCCAAUGCACUCUCUUACAUGCAUCAUGAUUGCAACCCUCCUAUUUUACACAGAGACAUUUCGAGCAGCAACAUACUCUUGGAUUCAGAGUUUGAAGGUUGUUUAUCUGAUUUUGGUACAGCCAGAUUGUUGGAUCCAGAUUCGUCUAAUCAGACUAUGUUAGUCGGGACUCGGGGCUAUAUUGCACCAGAGUUGGCCUUCACAAUGGUUGUUACAGAAAAAUGUGAUGUGUACAGCUUUGGAGUUUUGGCAUUGGAAGUCAUGUUUGGAGAUCAUCCAGGGGAUUUCCUUUCCUCCAUGACGAUGGGGAAGAGAACCACGCAGGUUGCUCAAAACAUGAUGGUGCAACAACUCAUGGACAAGAGGCUACCAUCUCUGGAGGAAGAUGUAAGAAUGUCGAGGGAAGUGAUUGCAGUGAUCAAAACAGCUCUGAAAUGCAUAAGCUGUGAUCCAAACUCGCGGCCUUGUAUGAAGGAGGUGUCUCAGGAGCUCGCUAAACAUCCACCACGGUUAACAAUGCCAUUCCGCUCAAUAUCAGUGCUUCAUCUCAUGCACACAGACUGAGCUCACAAUUGCCUAAAAGCAGCUUCUUUUUAUAGUAGGAGUAAUAAAUUUAUAGUAGAUGUGAAGUAGCCAUAUGAAAUUGUCUCUGUUUUUCUCUGUUUCCGUAGUGUUUCUUGAUUUUGAAUAAUGUUGUCAAUAUUUGUAGAAUCAAGAUAAAAUAUAUGUUGAUAUAUG